Messenger RNA from Closterium sp. NIES-65, 285 nucleotides. Lineage: Eukaryota; Viridiplantae; Streptophyta; Zygnematophyceae; Desmidiales; Closteriaceae. The record is from the annotation of a GenBank genome assembly.
AUGACGCCGCCGGUGCCACUUCUGCUCCUGACCGCGGCGGCAUCAUGUCUCGCGGCCCUCUCUUUCGCUCGCACCGCCACUGCCGGACUGACCGGCACAUCUGUCCCUCUCGACGCCUCCCAAGUCCCGGCUCUUCAGGACUGCCAGACGGAGUGGAACGUGGUGAUGCCGACGUGGAGUGCGGGACAGGACUGCGCCGUGGCGAAUUAUGUGGGAACUGAAGCCCAAUGGGAGAAGCCCAGAGGCAUUUUGUGUGAUUUCAAUGGCAUGGUCACCGCUCUGUGA